AAAAUAUAUUUGUAGGGAUUGUGUUUCCUCUGCGAGAACUACGCGACGGCAGAAAUGGCGACGAUGGAUUCUGAUGUCCCGAUGGUACCCGCCGGAGAAGACUCAAAUACUGCCUCCGCUUCCUUGCCGUCUUCUUCAACCAAGAAACCCAAAAGAUUCGAGAUCAAGAAGUGGAACGCCGUCGCCCUCUGGGCCUGGGAUAUCGUCGUGGAUAACUGUGCGAUCUGCAGGAAUCAUAUCAUGGAUCUAUGCAUCGAGUGCCAGGCGAAUCAGGCAAGCGCGACGAGUGAAGAGUGUACUGUUGCUUGGGGGGUUUGCAACCAUGCUUUUCAUUUUCACUGCAUUAGCCGUUGGCUCAAGACCCGUCAAGUUUGCCCCUUGGAUAACAGUGAGUGGGAGUUUCAGAAGUACGGGCAUUAGUCACCCAAACCACAAAGAAGGGAUCUGGAUUGGCAUGAUGAGUAUAAAUCGGCAUUCAAAUCUGGGUGAUGAUAAUUGGGGACUGUGAAUUCGAGACGACGUAAAAAGGUAAGCAGGCAUGUCUGAGUCUGUCUUGCAGUUUUUAGGGCAAUGGAAAUGGAAUGUAUGGGUGUGGUUUGGAACACUAAGAUCUGCAGCAAAAAUAACAUUGUUAAAACAAGUGGGACGUGAACUAUGUUUUGACGAAGUUACACUCUCGGGGGCUUUGUCACAAAACGAAACUAGAGUCCUGCAAUGAAACGAACAGAGAAUAUGAACAUGAUUGAUCCCA
Molecule: messenger RNA, 751 nt
Organism: Tarenaya hassleriana
Lineage: Eukaryota; Viridiplantae; Streptophyta; Magnoliopsida; Brassicales; Cleomaceae
Product: RING-box protein 1a-like
Exons: 6
Coding region: 55-420 (121 amino acids)
Biological process (GO): ubiquitin-dependent protein catabolic process; protein ubiquitination
Cellular component (GO): nucleus; cullin-RING ubiquitin ligase complex
Molecular function (GO): ubiquitin protein ligase activity; zinc ion binding; cullin family protein binding
Source: RefSeq, a predicted model, not a curated record